AUGCCCACUGGUGAUAGUCUGGCCGAGCCAGUGGUGGGAGCCCAGCUUCGCGCCGAAGCCACGGAUGAGAAGCGGGCGUCUCUCCAGGCCGUCCGGAAGCACGACGCUGCUGUCCAGAGUGGCCACGUCGCCCCGGGCGAUACACGGCAAGUUGAUGAGACGUCCGUCCUGCCGACGACCGAGGAACUGGCCCUUCUGCGCCGUGUACCCAAUCAUGUUCCACUGAAGCUCUUUACGAUUGCCUUUAUUGAGCUUUGUGAGCGCUUCUCGUACUAUGGAUCCACGGUCGUGUUCACCAACUUCAUCCAGCAACCUCUUCCCCCCGGCUCGACGACGGGCGCCGACCCAACCCAACCCGGCGCCCUGGGGAUGGGCCAGCGCGCCUCGACAGGCAUCACCAUCUUCAACCAGUUCUGGCAAUACUUCAUGCCUCUGUUCGGCGCGUGGGUGGCCGACGCCAAAUGGGGGCGGUACAAGACCAUCAGCGCGGCCCUGGGAGUCAACCUCUUCGGCCACGUCAUCCUCAUUCUGUCGGCGAUCCCGCCCAUCAUCGUCCGCCGGGGCGCCUCGCUGGGCUGCCUGGUCGCGGCCAUCAUCAUCAACGGCUUCGGCACGGGCGGCUUCAAGCCCAACAUCAGCUGCCUGAUCGUGGAGCAGCUGGGCGAGCAGCGCAUGUUUGUGCGGACCCUCGAGAGCGGCGAGCGUGUCAUUGUCGACCCGGCCGUCACCACGGAGCGCAUCUACAACUGGUUCUACUUCUUCAUCAACGUCGGCGCGCUGGUCGGGCAGCUGACCAUGGUGUACGCCGAGACGCACGUGGGCUUCUACCUCUCAUACACGCUGCCGACCAUCAUGCUCGGUUUCUGCCCGCUCGUCAUGUGGUGGGGGCGCCGGCGCUAUCUCCGUCGCGAGCCUGCCGGGUCGGUGCUCGUCCCGGCCCUGCGGACGUUCAUGCUCGCCCAGCGCGGCCGCUGGUCCGCCAACCCGUUCCGGACGCAUCGCAACCUCCACGACGGCACGUUCUGGGACUCCGUCAAGCCCUCGCGCUUCUCGCCCGGCACCCGCCCGGCCUGGAUGACCUUUGACGACGCCUGGGUCGACGAGCUGCGACGCGGUUUCGCCGCCUGCGCCGUCUUCUGCUGGUAUCCCAUCUUCUGGCUGUGCUACAACCAAAGCAAGUCCCUCGCGGCCGUCCUCCCGCGCAACGGCAUCCCCAAUGACGUGCUCUCCAACCUCAACCCCUUUGCGCUCCUCAUCUUCAUCCCCCUCAACGAUUUCCUCAUCUACCCGGCCCUGCGCAAGGCCGGCAUCCGUUUCACCCCCAUCCGCAAAAUUGAGGGCGCCUGGGUCGACGAGCGGCGACGCGGUUUCGCCGCCUGCGCCGUCUUCUGCUGGUAUCCCAUCUUCUGGCUGUGCUACAACCAAAGCAAGUCCCUCGCGGCCGUCCUCCAGCGCAACGGCAUCCCCAAUGACGUGCUCUCCAACCUCAACCCCUUUGCGCUCCUCAUCUUCAUCCCCCUCAACGAUUUCCUCAUCUACCCGGCCCUGCGCAAGGCCGGCAUCCGUUUCACCCCCAUCCGCAAAAUCACCGCCGGCUUCUUCGUCGGCUGCGCAGCCAUGGUUUGGGCCGCCGUCGUCCAGCACUACAUCUACCAGGCGUCCGUGUGCGGCAGCUACGCGUCCGGCACCACCCUCAACGCCGCCGGCGAGACGGUCAAGUGCCCCGCCGUCGAGAUCAGCGUCUGGGCCCAGGCGGGCUCCUACGUACUCAUCGCCCUCGCCGAGGUCUUUGCCUCCAUCACCUCCCUCGAGUACGCCUACUCCAAGGCCCCCAAGAACAUGCGCUCCAUGGUCCAGGCCGUAGCCCUGUUCAUGACCUCGUUUGCCGCCGCCAUCGGCCAGGCCUUUGUCGGCCUCGCAUCUGAUCCGCUGCUCGUCUGGAACUACGCUGUUGUGGCCAUCCUGGCCUUUGUCGCCGGCACUUGUUUCUAUAUCCAGUUUCGCAACUUGGAUAUCCACGAGGACGAGCUGAAUGAGUUACCCGAGGGGCAGGUGGGCAAGGUUGAUGCCGAGGCUCCUUUUGCGUUUAAGGAUGAGAAGAGUUAG
Molecule: messenger RNA, 2106 nt
Organism: Metarhizium acridum CQMa 102
Lineage: Eukaryota; Fungi; Ascomycota; Sordariomycetes; Hypocreales; Clavicipitaceae
Source: RefSeq, a predicted model, not a curated record